CGCGAUCGCUCCAAGAUGGCAGCUUCCACGGCAUCACAAUUUCUGAGGAUGUGGAGCAUACUGUUUUUCGCCUGUUUCUCGUCUAACGUACCAUGUGGUUCCUGUGAAAAGACAAUUAAACUUGUACAUUUGUUGUAUCGUCACGGUGAUAGAUCUCCUGUAAAAGCAUAUCCAAACGAUAAUUACACGGAAGACACAUGGCCCCUUGGUUUUGGACAGCUCACUGAGAACGGAAUGGACCAACAUUACGACCUGGGACAAUGGUUAAGAAAACGAUACGUGACGGACUUGAAACUGUUUGAUGGUACCUACCGGCCGAAGCAAUUCUACGUUCGGAGCACAUCGAAAGAACGGACCAUCAUGUCGGCACAGUGCAACUUGCAGGGAUUCUUUCCUGCUGCUUCGGAGGGAAGGGAGUCAUCAACUCUGUGGCCACCAGUGCCUGUCUUCUCUACGGUAAAUAAGGGGCAGGAUUAUCUGCUACAUGCAACCAAACUAGAAGGAUGUGACACAGCGAGUGAUUUCUUUCAGUACGUAGAAAACUGUCCAGCGAAGCAAAAGUAUAUAAAAGAUAAUCAAACUUUCUUUGAUAGAAUUCAAAAGAAUGCUGGGUUUCCUGACGAUGUAGUGUUUAGAAACUUCUCUACUCUCGCAGAUACAUUACUAAGAGAGAAAAGAGACGGAAGAAAAUUACCAGACUGGGUAGACGAUGAGACGUUCAACAGAUUAAAAGCUACAUUAGAUUUUGCCUUUGAAGUAGAGUACUCCAAUAUGACAACAGACGAAAAAAGGAUUAAUUCGGGUGUUUUAUUAACAGAGAUAGUUGGGAAUAUGAAGGCUCAUUUAAACCAAUCAAACAAUGAUAGUAGGAUAUUCAUGUACUCAGCGCAUGAUACAACCGUAGCACCAUUUUUAGGAAUGUUUGGUGUCUUCAAUAAUGUAAUUCCUCCCACUGCAUCCUGUAUAUUGGUAGAAUUAUACAGAGAAGACGAUGGUUCACAUACAGUGCAGUUAUUAUUUAGGAAUGACACUUCAAAGCCUCCUUACAUCCUCAGGUUCCUCGAUUGCAACGAGGUAUGCCCUGUCGAAAACUUUUUCCACAUUGCAUCGCCUUUCCUGGUCGAUGACAUCGAUGCAAUGUGCAGGAGAAAACCACCUUCGUUGCCUCUUCAUGUUGAAUGGAAUAUAGGCUGGAUGUUAGCAGCAAGCACCUUGGCUUUUGCAGCCCUUCUUCCUUUUAUAGCCUGCGUGAUACUCACUUGCGGCGUCGGUGGGCGUCGCCGUUUAUAUAACUCCAAGAAACGCAUGGAACCCAUCAACUUCCAUCUCCUGGGCGGCAACAACAGCGAGUCAGAAGACGAGAGCGUGUUUGACACAUGACCCCACGUCAAGGAGUAGAUAGAGUCUUGUGAUCGUUUAAUUG
This is a messenger RNA of Lytechinus variegatus (green sea urchin), 1423 nucleotides long. RefSeq names its product prostatic acid phosphatase-like. Gene Ontology annotation, cellular component: lysosome. The transcript has 10 exons. Gene Ontology annotation, biological process: dephosphorylation; lysosome organization. The coding region runs from base 16 to 1380 and encodes 454 amino acids. Gene Ontology annotation, molecular function: acid phosphatase activity. Lineage: Eukaryota; Metazoa; Echinodermata; Echinoidea; Temnopleuroida; Toxopneustidae. The record is from RefSeq and is a predicted model, not a curated record.